AUGGAAGAAUCCACAAGUCACCACAACAAUCAACAAUUGUCGAUCCAGUCGAACGCUUAUUUUGAGGAAUGGCGACCCUUGAUUGGCGACAUAGCACACCAACUGGACCAGAGAAUCCGCUACCACGUCAUUUCCGGUCUUCCCGAUGAACUGACCGAAAUACAGGAUGUCGUCGCCAUCUUGCACCUCCUCUAUCUCGAUAACGACUCAGCGUGUCGACGUUUUGGCGAACGCUGUGUCCGAAUCAUCUUCAUCCGGCUCAUGGAAAUUCUUUUCCUGCUCCGAGAGUGCGGCUACUCUGCUAGUAUCCACGGGCCAUUUUCGCAGCAAAUGCUCGCGAAAUAUGGCCGACCCAACAGUAGCAAAUACUUCAUGGUUGCCCGGGUUUGUGCUCGACACGAUCCUGACCACUUGAAGUUCCUUCUCACCGAUCUUACUGCCAAUGACGACGGAGGCUGGGAACAGAAGAACGUGAUUAUUCUCUCGAAUAGCUUGGAUGCGUUUAUCCAGUGGAGUCGUCAACCGUCGGCCACCGAAAAAGAAAAGCUCUUCGGAGAAUUAAGCCACCAGCUAGACCGACGGAUCUUGAAGGUUGUUACCGAGGAUGACAGCGAAGUUUUAAUGAUGGAUUCCGUACAAGACUUUUUAGAUCGGUUACUGAUGGACUGUCAAGCGCGCAUAAGCGCCGGACCCGGAAAAGAUGUGGGCAAAGAACGGGCAAUUCGAAUGCUUAAGCGUUUUCUACGAGUUUUUCUCUUUUUGCGGCCGCACGGUUAUGUCUUUGAGCGGCACGCCCCAUUUUCAAGACGGAUCAUGGGACUUUUUAGUCGUCCAAGCGACCGGAAUUAUCGGGCGAUGCUCAACUGGUGUGCCGAAGAGGACAUCGAUAUUCUACGCGAUUUACUGUCUGAUCUGGCCACGAAUGAAAUCGAAAGGCGGGACAUUCUUGUCCUUUUUGACUGUCUGGAGGCUUUCUCGAAAUUUUACAACUGUCUCAUGUUUAGCUACGAUUGA
This is a messenger RNA of Acanthosepion pharaonis, 1014 nucleotides long. Lineage: Eukaryota; Metazoa; Mollusca; Cephalopoda; Sepiida; Sepiidae. The record is from the annotation of a GenBank genome assembly.